AUGCAGUGCGGGGAUGACAGGGGAGGAGGUGGGAGGAUGGGGGAGAUGUUAGUCAAGAGGAGAGGAGACUCAGAAUGCAGUGAAGAGAUGAAGGGAGAGCAGAAGAAGAAUGGAGUGACAGGUGGUGAAGACGUGGAGAAGGAGUCCCUGAUGAUGGAGCUGACGAGGCUGGUGCAGAAGACGGUGAAAGAGAGCAGCUGGUGGGAGAGGAGAGGGAUCGACUGCAGCAUCCUGGCAGCAGCUUUCCUCUGUCUGCCACCUGCCUUCCUGCUGCUGGGCUCCUCUCAGGUCCUCUGCUUUGCGGCGGGCGUGCUGCUGAUGGGCGUGGCUCACGCUGUCAUCACCGUCAAGGGGACGCACCUGGCGAGCCACGGGGCACUGAGCGAGUCGCAGGCCUGGGCCAAGUUCUGGGCCGUCUUCUUCAUCGAGAUCUGCGGCUCGUUCUCAGCACAAGCCGGCAUUCACGGCCACAUCAAGAUGCAUCACGCUCACACCAACGUCAUCGGACUGGGCGACUCCAGCGUGUGGAAGGUCCCCUUCCUGCCUCGCACCGUCUACCUGUUCGUAGCUCCCCUGGCCGUGCCCAUCAUCACUCCACUCGUUGCACUCGCUCAUCUCAAAGGACACUCGUUGGCCCAUGUCGUUAGGACCAUGCUGAUGGUAGCACUGGGCCUGUAUUCUCAGUACUGGCUGCUGAUCCACGUCUCCGGCUUCCUGUCACCUCUGAGCGCUUUGCUCUGCAUGCUUGUUUGCAGAGCAAUGUUCUCGGUGCCGUAUAUCCAUGUCAACAUUUUCCAGCACAUCGGCCUCCACAUGUUCUCUCCGACCCAGCGACCUAAGAGGAUCUACCAGAUGACCCACGGAGUCCUGAACCUGCCGCGUAACUUCCUGCUGGACUGGAUGUUUGGACACUCGCUCAUUAACUGCCACGUGGAGCACCAUCUCUUCCCCUUCCUGUCUGAUAACAUGUGUUUAAAGGUGAAGCCUGUCGUGUCCAAGUACCUGGCUGAAAAGCAGCUUCCAUACCAGGAGGACAGCUACCUCUCCCGCCUUCACCUUUUCUUCCACAAAUACCAGGAGCUGAUGGUGUUCGCCCCGCCCAUCACAGAGCUGGUGGGAGUGCAGUGA
Messenger RNA from Chelmon rostratus (copperband butterflyfish), 1128 nucleotides. RefSeq names its product fatty acid desaturase 6 (gene fads6). The record is from RefSeq and is a predicted model, not a curated record. The transcript has 6 exons. Lineage: Eukaryota; Metazoa; Chordata; Actinopteri; Chaetodontiformes; Chaetodontidae. Gene Ontology annotation, molecular function: oxidoreductase activity, acting on paired donors, with oxidation of a pair of donors resulting in the reduction of molecular oxygen to two molecules of water. Gene Ontology annotation, biological process: lipid metabolic process. Gene Ontology annotation, cellular component: membrane. The coding region runs from base 1 to 1128 and encodes 375 amino acids.